AUGGGUAAGUCGUCCAAGGACAAGCGCGAUGCGUACUACCGUCUUGCUAAGGAGCAGAAUUGGCGCGCCCGGUCCGCCUUCAAAUUGAUCCAAAUCGACGAACAAUUCGACCUUUUCGAGCACGAGAACCCGGAGAAAGUGACAAGAGUGGUGGACCUUUGUGCUGCGCCAGGAAGUUGGAGUCAAGUCCUCAGUCGAGUCUUAAUCAAAGGCGAGAGUUUCGGCCGGAGGGCAUGGCUUGAAAAGAAGCGGAAGGAGCAGCAGGCCUUGGAGAGGGGCUCUGGUCAGCCUGCAACCGACAAGGAUGCCGACGAUUACUAUGAAAUUGGAGAGGCCGAUCCUAGCGCGGAAUUGAAGCCCCGAAAGAACGUGAAAAUCGUGUCGAUCGACUUGCAACCUAUGGCCCCGCUCGAGGGCAUUACCACUCUCAAAGCUGAUAUUACACACCCCUCCACCAUCCCUCUGCUUCUGCGCGCAUUGGACCCCGAAGCUUAUGAGUCCUCGUCAACCACCUCCGAUUCACCAUCAAAUACCCCUGCGCCUAUGCGGCAACCACACCCAGUCGAUCUAGUCAUUUCCGACGGUGCGCCAGAUGUCACCGGUCUUCACGAUCUCGACAUUUACAUUCAAUCCCAACUUCUUUAUGCAGCUCUCAACCUUGCUAUGGGUGUCCUUCGUCCAGGCGGUAAAUUCGUCGCCAAGAUCUUCCGUGCUCGUGACGUUGACCUUCUCUACGCCCAGCUGCGCACCGUCUUUGAGCGUGUCAGCGUUGCCAAGCCUCGGAGUAGUCGUGCUAGCAGUUUAGAAGCAUUUGUUGUCUGCGAGGGUUUCAUCCCGCCUGCCAAUAGUGACGGAGUCAUUGGAAUGGCGGCAUUGAAGAACCCUCUUUUCGGCGGUGCUGCGGCACCAAGACCCGUUUCAGAGGACGGCGACCUUGCUGUUGAGGUGCCCGACGAAGACGAGAACGUUCAGUCCCAUACAGCCCUGGGGAAAGCCUCAUCGGAUGACGACAAGAUGUCUGCUCCAAAUCAUGCAACACAAACCAACUUCCUGCACCCCAAUUCCACGCCGAUGGAUCCCCCAUCAACACAGAAGCCGCCCUCUAAGUUCGCUGAGGAAAACCGGUGGAUUCCUUCGUUCAUUGCUUGUGGUGAUCUCUCUGCUUGGGAUUCCGAUGCAUCCUAUGCUCUUCCCCCGGACUACGUCCAUCUGGACCCUGUUCAACCCCCGACUGCGCCACCGUACCGCAAGGCUUUGGAGUUGAGGAAGAAACUCGGUGGUGCUUAUGGCAAGACUAAAUAUUUCAAGCUAAACAAGGCAGCCCAAGCAUGA
Molecule: messenger RNA, 1332 nt
Organism: Penicillium longicatenatum
Lineage: Eukaryota; Fungi; Ascomycota; Eurotiomycetes; Eurotiales; Aspergillaceae
Product: tRNA methyltransferase TRM7
Exons: 1
Coding region: 1-1332 (443 amino acids)
Biological process (GO): cytoplasmic translation; tRNA methylation
Cellular component (GO): cytoplasm
Molecular function (GO): tRNA methyltransferase activity
Source: RefSeq, a predicted model, not a curated record